AUGCUGUCCUUCUGGGAUGUGGCCAUCGAGUUCUCUCCGGAAGAGAGAGAAUGUCUGGAGCCUGCUCAGUGGAAUCUGUACAGGGAUGUGAUGUUGGAGAAUUACAGCCACCUUGAGUUCCUGGGUCUUGCUGUCUCUAAGCCACACCUGGUAACAUUUCUGGAGCAAAGACCAGAGCCUUCAGAUGGGGAGAGACAAGCAGCAGCCACCGUGCACCCAGGAAAAACACCCACUGAUUAUAACAUUUACAACAAGGCUACUGUUUGUAACUUAGUGUGUAGUCACCGCCAGAGAAUUCACAGGAGGGAGAAGCGGUACAAGUUUGAGGAAUGCGGUAAGGGCCUUAGUUCUCAUCAAAAUCUUUCCAUGCACCAGAGACUUCACACUGGAGGAAAACCCUUCACCUGUGAAGAAUGUCACAAGGCCUUCUGUACUCGCUCAUCACUUUUUAUACAUCAGAAAAAUCAUACUGAUGAAAAAACCUACAAGUGUGGAGACUGUGGCAGAUCAUUUUACUAUCCUUCAAUGCUGAAACAGCAUCAAAGAACUCAUUCUGGGGAGAAACCCUACAAGUGUGAAGAGUACGGCAAACCCUUUACCUCAUUUUCAUACCUUAGAGAACAUCAAGUAACUCACUCCAAAGACAGCCCCAACAAGUAUGACAAGUGUGGCAAAUCAUUGUCCUCUAAGGGAGCACUGAAGAGACAUCAAAUGGUUCAUUCUAGAGAGAUACCCUACAAGUGUGAUGAAUUGGAGAGCACCUUUCCUUAUCGCUCAUCCCUUCUGAGACUCAGGACAGUUCACACUGGAGAGAAACCCUGCAAGUGUGAAGAGUGUGGCAGAGGUUUUUACUCCUCUUCAUCCCUUCAGAGACUUAAAAGAAUUGUCCUUAAAAGACAGUUCCUCCAGUUCCCACAUACUCUCACUGCCUUGGCUCACAUGCACACAAUCUGUGUGAAAUCUGUGGCAGCUGUUAUCUUUAUCCCUUGGACGUCAUCAAGAAAGUCCAUUAUGAAGGCAUUCCCUAUAAGUGUGUAG
Molecule: messenger RNA, 1038 nt
Organism: Microtus ochrogaster (prairie vole)
Lineage: Eukaryota; Metazoa; Chordata; Mammalia; Rodentia; Cricetidae
Product: zinc finger protein 58-like
Exons: 4
Coding region: 1-1038 (345 amino acids)
Source: RefSeq, a predicted model, not a curated record